AGAUACCAUGGCAUGCAACUUGCCAAUGCACAGCCCAUUUCAUCUCAUGGCCAGGAGUUCAGAUGCUAGACAUUGGAUCAUCUAAUUUCUCAUGAUCAAUGUUACAUGAAACAUAAGGUCCGAUUUUUCCCAGAGGUAUCCUGUUUUGGUCAUCCAGCCAGCCAUCUCAUGGCCGAAAUCCAACCAUGGCUCAGAAACCUGGACAGCAUGCAAAUGAAUGGCAUCGAAUCCUGUUUUGAGAUUAGCUAUCUGAUGACUAUUGGCUAAUUCUUGAACUUAAAUCCUAAACCCACGUCCAUUGAUUUUUUAUUUUCUUUCUGUCAUCAUCGCUUGGCUUGCUCCAUGAUUGCUUAAAUGAAUCGUCAAAAGGGAAGUGACUUGACACGGAAGCCCAACUGCAGCAUGUAAAAAAUUGGAGGGAAGUCGAAGUAGUCAACUCUCUGUUACCAUUUCAGUUUCCACCCAAAUAUACAGAGAGGAAACUGAGACUGGGUGGGAGAGGAAAUGGGCAGCCCCUCUUUCUGCUCAUUCAGAUUUGCAAUUUUCCUGUCCCUCUCUCUCACAGCUUCAUCAUCAUCUCCCUCCAUCUUCCCAUUCAAAUCACCAUCACCAUCUUCAAUCCCAAAAGCCACGCCAUCUGAUCUACUCUCCCUCUUGGGCCCUCCAACCCAAUCCUCCAAAAUCAACCCUUUAAUCUCCCAACAACUCUCUUCUUGCCUUAAAUUUCUUGUUCCCUUCACUCCUUCAAAACCAAAAACACCAAAAUAUAACAGUAUCAGUGACUGUUAUAUUAAGCAAAGGAGUCUCAGACUCCAUUCUAAUAGCGCGAUUAGCGUUGAGAGAAGCAAGAGUGAAGAGAAUGAACUCAUUUGGUGGCCACCUGAACCUGUCCUUGAACUGGCUCGGCUUGCGCUUGAUUCUGGUGGAGACCCAGCUUCAAUACACCGAGCUCUGGAUCCUACUAUCUUGCCUGUGCCUGAUGUUGAACGAUGCCAAGAGAACAAAUGUGGGCUUACUAGAACACCAUAUGGAAGAAGGUUCAUAAGUGAGGAGUUGAAUUCUUAUAUUAAAUUUUUGUUUGAGCUCAUUGUUGCUCGAGGACCGUCAGUUGGGUUUAAUGUAUCUUUGAAUCGAUAUGAUUUGUUUCAUGGUCAUGUUUUCAUUGCCAGGGAAACAGGAAGACUUGGGAUAUUGUUCCAUGCUAGAGAGUACCCCGCAUAUGAUAAAGAAGUAUUUCCAUACAAUAUGGGAUAUUGCCAGAGAGGUUCUACUGUAACUUACGAUGAUUCAAUGAAUUUGCGAAACAUUCUCUUGUUGCUUCCAUUGCCAAGCAAUUCCAUUAAAGCUUGGGUGGCACCAGGAGUCCUAGUCGUGCUGGAUGCCCGUCCUGGUGGAAUCAUAUACAGGGAUCUCAUACCUGAAUAUGUAAACAUUGCAAGGACCAUAUAUGAAGAUGAUUUGGGAGAAGUUGUGGUUGAUGUCAACUACUUGAAUGUUGGAGACACAGUUCCUGAUUAUCAGAUCUUCGUUUGCUGAAGUCCUGCUCAAGGCAGCCAUCACUCGCUCUCUUUUACAGCACUGCUAGAUACACCAUAAGAUGUUCUCACUCCCAUCAUUCUUCUUUCUCAAAUAACAUUAUCAGAUCCUCUUGCUUUCCAGCCACCACUUGUUCUCUUUUAUUCAUUUUUUUUUGGUUUAGAUAUCGAUUUUACUUGAAUAUGACAAAAUUUCUUUCUUUGUAAGUAUUUAAUAAUAGCACAUACGAUGGAAGAUUUUCUUGUAAUUACAAUAAUCGACACGAACGAAUUACAUGCAAUAAUAUUUAGAGUAACUUGGACUAUCA
This is a messenger RNA of Populus euphratica (Euphrates poplar), 1843 nucleotides long. Its product is annotated as T-box protein. The record is from RefSeq and is a predicted model, not a curated record. Lineage: Eukaryota; Viridiplantae; Streptophyta; Magnoliopsida; Malpighiales; Salicaceae. The transcript has 7 exons. Bases 505 to 1536 code for a protein of 343 amino acids.